Molecule: messenger RNA, 803 nt
Organism: Labrus bergylta (ballan wrasse)
Lineage: Eukaryota; Metazoa; Chordata; Actinopteri; Labriformes; Labridae
Gene: xgb
Product: x globin
Biological process (GO): response to hypoxia; oxygen transport
Molecular function (GO): oxygen binding; oxygen carrier activity; heme binding
Source: RefSeq, a predicted model, not a curated record
AAUUCAAGACGCAUUUGGAGUCGCGCACUUUGACCAGCAGCUCAGAUCAGAUCUGGCACAAAUUCAGUGAACCGUCCUUUACCUGGAUUCUGCAAUUAAUAAGAAAAUAAUAAUACUUUUAUAGUCUAGCAUUAAUAUAUGAAGAAUGGGCUGCGCAAUAUCAGGUCUGGCUGCAAAAGCGGAGUUUGGAGAGAGAAACACAGAUGCAGCUGCUUCUGCUGUUUGUCCCAGCGGGGAUCAAAUUCAGAUGAUCAAGGAGUCGUGGAAAGUUAUCCGGGACGAUAUAGCUAAAGUUGGAAUUAUUAUGUUCGUCAGGUUGUUUGAGACCCAUCCUGAAUGUAAGGAUGUCUUCUUCCUGUUUCGAGACGUGGAGGACCUGGAGAGGUUACGGACCAGCCGGGAACUAAGAGCACACGGCUUACGGGUGAUGUCUUUUAUCGAGAAAAGUGUGGCCAGACUGGACCAGCUGGACAGACUGGAAGCUCUGGCUCUGGAGCUAGGAAAAAGCCAUUAUCAUUACAACGCCCCUCCUAAGUACUACAGUUACGUCGGAGCAGAAUUCAUCAGCGCCGUGCAGCCAAUCCUGAAGGAGAAGUGGACAGCCGAGCUAGAGGAGGCAUGGAAGACCAUGUUCCAGUAUGUGACGGGCCUCAUGGGGCAGGGAUACCAAGAGGAGAGCAGGCGGCAGCACCUCCUUACCCUCUCCCCAAAGGACAGGCCAGAGAAGAGCAACACGGCGCUAUGAGACGCUUCUCCUCUCGACCAAAUAUCAAGACUGUUUUACCAGUUCUGCACAGAAAUGU